Messenger RNA from Lytechinus pictus (painted urchin), 16533 nucleotides. Its product is annotated as pneumococcal serine-rich repeat protein-like. NCBI's taxonomy places the organism in Eukaryota, Metazoa, Echinodermata, Echinoidea, Temnopleuroida, Toxopneustidae. The transcript is spliced from 14 exons. The coding region runs from base 9 to 15413 and encodes 5134 amino acids. The record is from RefSeq and is a predicted model, not a curated record.
CGUCUUCAAUGAAUCCUAGUACUACAGCAACGGCUGCAACGUCGUCAAUGGCGCCAAGCACCGCAGGUACUACUGUGACGUCAUCAGUGGCCCCAAGCACCACAGCAGCUGCUACAUCUUCAAUGAUGAUGGGUACUUCAGCAACAACAGCAACUUCAUUGAUGACCCAAAGCACCUCUGCAACAACUGCUACUUCCUCACUGAAUCCCAGCACUACAGCAAUAACUUUAACAUCUUCAAUGAUGAUGGGUACUUCAGCAACAACAUCAACUUCUUCGAUGACCCUAAGCACUUCUGCAACAACUGCUACUUCCUUAAUGAAUCCCAGCACAACAGCAAUAACUUUAACGUCUUCAAUGAAUCCUAGUACUACAGCAACGGCUGCAACGUCGUCAAUGGCGCCAAGCACUGCAGGUACUACUGUGACGUCAUCAGUGGCCCCGAGCACUGCAGCAACAACAGCAACUUCAUUGAUGACCCAAAGCACCUCUGCAACAACUGCUACUUCCUCACUGAAUCCCAGCACUACAGCAAUAACUUUAACAUCUUCAAUGAAUCCUAGUACUACAGCAAUGGCUGCAACGUCGUCAAUGGCGCAAAGCACUGCAGGUACUAUGGUGACUUCAUCAGUGGCCCCAAGCACCACAGCAGCUGCUACAUCUUCAAUGAUGAUGGGUACUUCAGCAACAACAGCAGUUUCAUCGAUGACCCAAAGCACCUCUGCAACAACUGCAACGUCGUCAAUAGCGCCAAGCACUGCAGGUACUACGGUGACUUCAUCAGUGGCCCUGAGCACUACAGCACCUGCUACAUCUUCAAUGAUUAUAGGUACUUCAGCAACAAUAGCAACUUCUUCAAUGACCCUAAGCACUUCUGCAGCAACUGCUACUUCAUCAACGAAUCCUAGUACUACAGCAACGGCUGCAACGUCGUCAAUGUCGCCAAGCACUGCAGGUACUACGGUGACUUCAUCAGUGGCCCCAAGCACCACAGCAGCUGCUACAUCUUCAAUGAUGAUGGGUACUUCAGCAACAACAGCUGCUUCAUCGAUGACCCUAAGCACUUCUUCAGCAACUGCUACUUCCUCAAUGAAUCCUAGUACUACGGCAACAACUGCAACGUCGUCAAUAGCGCCAAGCACUGCAGGUACAACGGUGACUUCAUCAGUGGCCCCGAGCAAUGCAGCAACAACAGCAACUUCAUUGAUGACCCAAAGCACCUCUGCAACAACUGCUACUUUCUCAGUAAAUCCUAGUGCUACUGCAACAACUGCAACGUCCUCAAUGGCGCCCAGCACUGCGGGUACUACGGCGACUUCAUUAGUGGUCCCGAGCACUACAGUAACUGCUACAUCUUCAAUGAUGACGGGUACUUCAGCAACAACAUCAACUUCUUCGAUGAAUCCUAGUACUACAGUGAUAACUGCAACGUCAUCUCUGGCUCCCAGCACUACAGCAAUGACUUUUACAUCAUCAAUGGCUCCUAGUACUACAGAAAUAGCUGCUACAUCUUCAAUGAUUCCAAGUACUACAGUAACCGCUACAUCCUCAAUGACGCCCAGUAGUACAGCAACUGCUACAUCUUCAGUGACGAUGGGUACUACUGCUACAACUGCAACAUCUUCAAUGAACCCGAGCACAUCUGGAGGAACUGCUACUUCCUCGAUAAAUCCUAGUAUUACAGCAACAGCUGCAACGUCGUCAAUGGCGCCGAGCACUGCAGCUACAACUGCAAAUUCCGCAGUCACCCCGAGCACUACAGCAACUGCUACAUCUUCAAUAGCGAUGGGUACUACAGCUUCAACUGCAACAUCUCCAAUGAAUCCGAGCACUUCUGCAGCAACUGCUACUUCCUCAAUGAAUCCUAGUACUACGGCAACAACUGCAACGUCGUCAAUAGCGCCAAGCACUGCAGGUACAACGGUGACUUCAUCAGUGGCCCCGAGCACUGCAGCAACAACAGCAACUUCAUUGAUGACCCAAAGCACCUCUGCAACAACUGCUACUUUCUCAGUAAAUCCUAGUGCUACUGCAACAACUGCAACGUCCUCAAUGGCGCCCAGCACUGCGGGUACUACGGCGACUUCAUUAGUGGUCCCGAGCACUACAGUAACUGCUACAUCUUCAAUGAUGACGGGUACUUCAGCAACAACAUCAACUUCUUCGAUGAAUCCUAGUACUACAGUGAUAACUGCAACGUCAUCUCUGGCUCCCAGCACUACAGCAAUGACUUUUACAUCAUCAAUGGCUCCUAGUACUACAGAAAUAGCUGCUACAUCUUCAAUGAUUCCAAGUACUACAGUAACCGCUACAUCCUCAAUGACGCCCAGUAGUACAGCAACUGCUACAUCUUCAGUGACGAUGGGUACUACUGCUACAACUGCAACAUCUUCAAUGAACCCGAGCACAUCUGGAGGAACUGCUACUUCCUCGAUAAAUCCUAGUAUUACAGCAACAGCUGCAACGUCGUCAAUGGCGCCGAGCACUGCAGCUACAACUGCAAAUUCCGCAGUCACCCCGAGCACUACAGCAACUGCUACAUCUUCAAUAGCGAUGGGUACUACAGCUUCAACUGCAACAUCUCCAAUGAAUCCGAGCACUUCUGCAGCAACUGCUACUUCCUCAAUGAAUCCUAGUACUACGGCAACAACUGCAACGUCGUCAAUAGCGCCAAGCACUGCAGGUACAACGGUGACUUCAUCAGUGGCCCCGAGCACUGCAGCAACAACAGCAACUUCAUUGAUGACCCAAAGCACCUCUGCAACAACUGCUACUUUCUCAGUAAAUCCUAGUGCUACUGCAACAACUGCAACGUCCUCAAUGGCGCCCAGCACUGCGGGUACUACGGCGACUUCAUUAGUGGUCCCGAGCACUACAGUAACUGCUACAUCUUCAAUGAUGACGGGUACUUCAGCAACAACAUCAACUUCUUCGAUGAAUCCUAGUACUACAGUGAUAACUGCAACGUCAUCUCUGGCUCCCAGCACUACAGCAAUGACUUUUACAUCAUCAAUGGCUCCUAGUACUACAGAAAUAGCUGCUACAUCUUCAAUGAUUCCAAGUACUACAGUAACCGCUACAUCCUCAAUGACGCCCAGUAGUACAGCAACUGCUACAUCUUCAGUGACGAUGGGUACUACUGCUACAACUGCAACAUCUUCAAUGAACCCGAGCACAUCUGGAGGAACUGCUACUUCCUCGAUAAAUCCUAGUAUUACAGCAACAGCUGAAACGUCGUCAAUGGCGCAAAGCACUGCAGCUACAACUGCAAAUUCCGCAGUCACCCCGAGCACUACAGCAACUGCUACAUCGUCAAUGGCGAUGGAUACUACAGCUUCAACUGUAACAUCUUCAAUGAAUCCCAGCACUUCUGCAGGAACUGAUACUUCCUCAAUGAAUCCUAGUACUACAGCAUUAGUAGCAACGUCGUCAAUGGCGCCAAGCACUGCAGCGACAACAGCAACUUCAUUGAUGACCCAAAGCGACUCUGCAACAACUGCUACUUCCUCAGUAAAUCCUAGUUCUACUGCAACAACUGCAACGUCCUCAAUGGCGCCGAGCACUGCAGGUAUUACGGGGACUUCAUCAGUGGCCCCGAUCACUACAGCACCUGCUACAUCUUCAAUGAUGAUGGGUACUUCAGCAACAACAGCAACUUCUUCGAUGACCCUAAGCACUUCUGCAGCAACUGCUAUUUCCUCAAUGAAUCCUAGUACUACAGCAACGGCUGCAACGUCGUCAAUGGCGUCAAACACUGCAGGUACUACGGCGGCUUCAUCGGUCGCCCCGAGCACUAUGGCAACGGCUACAUCUUCAAUGAUGAUGGGUACUUCAGCAACAACAGGAACUUCUUCGAUGAAUCCUAGUACUACAGUGAUAACUGAAACGUCAUUACUGGCUCCGAGCACUACAGCAAUGACUUUUACAUCUUCAAUGGCUCCUAGUACUACAGAAAUAGCUUCUACAUCUUCAAUGAUUCCUAAUACUACAACAACUGCUACAUCUUUAAUGACGCCUAGUAAUACAGCAAUAACAGCAGCUUCCUCAUUGAACCCGAGCAGUAUUGCAACAACUGCUACUUCCUCAAUGAAUCCUAGUGCUUCAGCAACCACUGCAAUGUCGCCAAUGUCACCUAGCAUUACAGCUACAACUGUAAUUUCCUCAAUGAUUCCGAGCACUGCAGCAACUGCUACAUCUUCAAUGAUGCCAAGUACUUCACCAAGUACAACGGCCGUAUCCGCUACUUCGUCAGAGAUAGCGACCUCCACAAGUACUGUAAUUCUGGGAACAACCACUGCAACACCUGCCAUGACACUUACGAGUACAGCAUUAACUGCAACUUCUCAAAUGACAUUGACUAAUGCAGCAGGAACUGCAACUUCCUCAAUGACUCCUGCUUUUACAGCUACAACUGCAACUGCCUCAAUGAACCCGAGCACUACAGGAAACACAGUCACUUCUUCCAUGACUCCUAGUACUGCAAUAUCAACAACGACAAUGACUAUUAGUACUUCAGCUACAACUACAACUUCCUUAAUCACCUCGAACAUUAUAACAACAACUGCAACGUCCUUAAUGACCCCUAGUAUGACAGCAAACACUGCUACAUCUUCAAUGACCCAAAGCAUUACAGCGAUAACUGCUACUUCGUCAAUGACUCCGAGUACUACAGCUACAAAUCCCAUUUCCUCAAUGAUUACCACUACUACAGCAACUUCUACAUCUUCAAUGGCGCCUGGUUCUACCGCAACUGCUACCUCUCUAAUGACAAUGGGUACUUCAGCAACAACAGCAACUUCUCCGAUGACCCUAAGCACUUCUGCAACUGCUACUUCCUCAAUGAAUCCUAGUACUACAUUAACUGCUACUUCUUCAAUGAAUCCUAGUGCUUCAGUAACAACUGCAAUGUCGUCAAUGUCACCCAGCACUACAGCUACAACUGUAAUUUCCUCAAUGACUCCGAGCACUACUGCAACAGCUACAUUUUCAAUGACGCCUACUACUACAUCAACUUCUACCUCUUCAAUGGUAAUGAGUACUUCUGCAACAAUAGCAACUUCUUCGCUGACCCCAAGCACUUCUGCAACAAGUGCCACUUCCUCAUUGAAUCCUAGUACUUCUGCAACAACUGCAACUUCCUCAAUGGCGCCAAGCACUGCGGGUACUACGGCGACUGUAUCAGUGGCCCCGAGCACUACAGCAGCUGCUACAUCUUCAAUGAUGAUGGGUACUUUAGCAACAACAGCAACUUCUUCGAUGACCCAAAGCACUUCUGCAGCAACUGCUACUUCCUCAAUGAAUCCUAGUACUACAGCAACAACUGCAACAUCGUCAAUGGUGCCCAGCACUGCAGGUACUGCGGCGACUUCAUCAGUGGCGCCGACCACUACAGCAGUUGCUACAUCUUCAAUGAUGAUGGAUACUUCAGCAACAACAGCAACUUCUUCGAUGACCCUAAGCACCUCUGCAACAACUGCUACUUCCUCACUGAAUCCCAGCACUACAGCAAUAACUUUAACAUCUUCAACGAAUCCUAGCACUACAGCAAUAUUUGCUACAUCUUCAAUGAUUCCUAGUACUACAGCAACCGCUACAUCCUCAAUGACGCCGAGCACUACAGCAGCUGCCACAUCUUCAAUGAUGAUGGAUACUUCAGCAACAACAGCAACUUCUUCGAUGACCCUAAGCACCUCUGCAACAACUGCUACUUCCUCAAUGAAUCCCAGCACUACAGCAACAACUACAACAUCUUCAAUGAACCCGAGCACUUUUGCAGGAACUGCUACUUCCUCAAUGAAUCCUAGUACUACUGCAACAUCGUUGAUGGCGCCAAACACUUCAAGUACUACUGCUGCUUCAUCAAUGGCCCCGAGCACUACAGCAACUGCUACAUCUUCAAUGAUGAUCGGUACUUCAGCAACAACAUCAACUUUUUCGAUGGCUCAAAGCACUUCUAUAACAACUGCUACUUCCUCAAUAAAGCCUAGUACUACAUCAACAACUGCAACGUCCUCAAUCGCGCCCAGCACUGCAGGAACAACGGCGACUUCAUCAAUGGUCCCGAGCACUAUGGCAACGGCUUCAUCCUCAAUCGCGCCCAGCACUGCAGAAACAACGGCGACUUCAUCAAUGGUCCCGAGCACUAUGGCAACGGCUUCGUCCUCAAUGAUGCCUAGUACUACCGCAACUGCUACCUCUUCAAUGACAAUGGGUACCUCAGCAACAACAUCAACUUCUCCGAUGACCCUAAGCACGUCUCCAACAACUGCUACUUUCUCAAUGAAUCCUAGUACUACAGCAACACUUGCAACGUCAUCCUUGGCACCCAGCAAUACAACGAUGACUGCUACAUCUUCAAUAAAUCCUAGUACUACUGCAACAUCCUCGAUGGCGCCAAGCAUUUCAGGUACUACCGCUACUUCAUCAAUGGCCCCGAGCACUACAGCAACUCCUUCAUUUUCAAUGAUGAUUGGUACUUCAGCAACAACAUCAACUUUUUCGAUGACUCAAAGCAUUUUUAUAACAACUGCUAGUUCCUCAAUGAAUCCUAGUACUACAUCAACAACUGCAACGUUUUCAAUUGCGCCCAGCACUGCAGGAACAACGGCGACUUCAUCAAUGGUCUCGAGCACUAUGGCAACUGCUACCUCUCCAAUGAUAAUGGGUACUUCAACAAUAGCAGCAACUUCUUCGAUGACCCUAAGCACUUCUGCAAAAACUGCUACUUCCUCAGUAAGUCCUAGUACCACUGCAACAACUGCAACGUCAUCAUUGGCGCCAAGCACUUCAGCUACUACGGCAACGUCAAUUGCCCCGAGCACUACGGCAACGACUGCAUCUUCAAUGACGCCUAGUACAUCAACUGCUUCCUCUUCAUUGACAAUGGGUACUUCAGCAACAACAUCAACUUUUUUGAUGAAUCCUUCUACUACAGCAAUAACAGCAGCUUCCUUAUUGAACCCGAGCAGUAUUGCAACAAAUGCUACUUCCUCAAUGAAUCCUAGUGCUUCAGCAACAACUGCAAUGUCGUCAAUGUCACCCAGCACUGCAGCUACAACUGUAAUUUCCUCAAUGAUUCCGAGCACCUCAGCAACUGCGUCCUCUUCAAUGAUGCCAAGUACUUCACCAAGUACAACGGCCGUAUCCGCUACGUCUUCAGAGAUAGCGACCUCCACAAGUACUGUAAUUCUGGAAACAACCACUGCACCAUCUGCCAUGGCUCUUACGAGUACAGAAUUAACUGCAACUUCUACAAUGACAAUGACCAAUGCAGCAGGAACUGCAACUUCCUCAAUGACUCCUGCUUUUACAGCUACAACUGCAACUGCCUCAAUGAACCCAACCACUAUAGCAAACACAGUCACUUCUUCCAUGACUCCUAGUACUGCAAUAUCAACAACAACAAUGACUAUUAGUACUACAGCUACAACUACAACUUCCUUAAUCACCUCGAACAUUAUAACAGCAACUGCAACGUCCUUAAUGACCCCUAGUAUUACAGCAAACGCUGCUACGUCUUCAAUGACCCAAAGCACUACAGCGACAACUGCUACUUCGUCAAUGACUCCGAGUACUACACGUACAACUCCCAUUUCCUCAAUGAGUUCCACUACUACAGCAACUUCUACAUCUUCAAUGGCGCCUGGUUCUACCGCAACUGCUAUCUCUCUAAUGACAACAGCGACUUCUCCGAUGACCCUUAGCACUUCUGAAACUGCUACUUCCUCAAUGAAUCAUAGUACUACAUCAAUUGCUACAUCUUUAAUGACGAUGAGUAUUACAACAACAAUAACUCCAUCAUUUUCAAUGAAUCCUUCUACUACAGCAACAACAGCAGCUUCCUCAGUGAACCCGAGCAGUUUUGUAUCAACUGCUACUUCUUCGAUGAAUCCUAGUGCUUCAGUUACAACGGCAAUGUCGUCAAUGUCACCCAGCACUACAGCUACAACUGUAAUUUCCUCAUUGACCCCGAGCACUCCUGCAACAGCUACAUUUUCAAUGACGCCUACUACUACAUCAACUGCUACCUCUUCAAUGACAAUGGGUACUACAGCAACAACAUCAACUUCUUCGAUAACCCUAAGCACUUCUGCAACAACUGCUACUUCCUCAGUAAAUCCUAGUACCACAUUAACAACCGCAACGUCGUCAAUGGCGCCCAGCACUACAACAACAAUGGUUUUAUCUUCAAUGACAAUGGAUACUUCAGCAACAACAGCAACCUCCUCGAUGGCCCUAAGUACCUCUACAACAACUGCUACAUCUUCAACGGAUCCGAGUACUACAUCGAUUGUUUCAUCUUCAAUUACGCCUAGUACUACAGCAACUGCUACUUCUUCAAUGACAAUCGGUAGUACAACAACAAUAACUCCAUCAUCUUCAAUGGGUCCUUCUACUACAGCAACAACAGCGGCUUCCUCAAUGAACCCGGGCAGUUCUGUAACAACUGCUACUUCUCCAACGAGUCCUAGUGCUUCAGUAACAACUGCAAUGUCGUCAAUGUCUCCCAGCAUUACAGCUACAACUGUAAUUUCCUCAAUAAAUCCUAUUACUACGGCAACAACUACAACGAUUUCAUUGGCGCCCAGCACUGCAGGUACUACGGCGACAUCAUUAAUGGCCGCGACAACUUCAGCAACGGCUACAUCUUCAAUGAUGCCUAGUACUACCGCAACUGAUACAUCUUCAAUGACAAUGGGUACUUCAGCAACAACAUCAUCUUCUUCGAUGAUCCAAAGAACUUCUGCAACAACUGCUUCUUCUCCAACGAAUCCUAGUGCUUCAGUAACAACUGCAAUGUCGUCAAUGUCACCCAGCACUACAGCUACAACUGUGAUUUCCUCAAUGACCCCGAGCACCACUGCAACGGCUACAUCUUCAAUGACGCCUACUAUUACAUCAACUUCAGCAACAACAUCAAUUUCUUCGAUAACCCUAAUCACCUCUGCAACAACUUCUACAUCUUCAAUGACGCCUAGUACUACAGCAAUUGCUACAUCUUCAAUGACGCCUAGUACACCAGCAAUUGCUACAUCUUCAAUGACGAUCGGUAUUACAACAACGGCUACAUCUUUAUUGAAUCCUAGUACUACAUCAACCGCUACCUCUUCAAUGACUAUGGCUACUUCGGCAACAACAUUUUCUUCGAUGAUCCAAAGCACUUCUGCAACAACUGCUACUUCCUCAUUUAACCCUAGUACUACUGCAACAACUGCAACUUCGCCAAUGGCGCCCAGCACUGCAGCUACAACUGUAAUUUCCUCAAUGACCCCCAGCACUACAUCGACAAUUGCUACUUCAUCAAUGACUCCGAGUACUACAGCUACACCUCCCAUUUCCUCUAUGAGUCCCACUACUCCAGCAACUGCUACAUCUUCAAUGACGCUAAGUGCUACAUCACCUGAAACCUCUUCAAUGACAAUGGGUACUUCAGCAACAACAGCAGCUUCCCCAAUGAACUCGGGCAGUUCUGUAACAACUGCUACUUCUUCAAUGAAUCCUAGUGCUUCAGUAACAACUGCAAUGUCGUCAAUGUCACUCAGCACAACAGCUACAACUGUAAUUUCCUCAAUGACCCCGAGCACAUUUGCAACGGCUACAUCUUCAAUGACGCCUACUAUUACAUCAACUGCUACCUCUUCAACGACAAUGGGUACUUCAGCAACAACAUCAAAUUCAGCUCCCAGCACUACAGCUACAACUGCAAUGUUCUCAAUGACUCCGAGCACUACGGUAACUGCUUCAUCUUCAAUGACCCCUAGUAUAUCAGCAACCGCGACAUCUUCAUUGACCCCUAGUUUUGCAGCAACUGCUAUAUCUUCAAUGACGAUGAGUACUACAGCAACAGCGGCAACAUCUUCAAUGAAUCCUUCUACUACAGCAUUAACAACAACUUCUUUAAUUACCACAAGCACUACAGUAACAGCUACAUCUUCAAGGACGUCGCGUACUACACCAAUAACUGUUACAUCUUCAGUGACGGCUAGUACUACAGCAACUGCUUUAUCUUCAGUGGCAAUUGGUACUUCAGGAACAUUUUUCUCGAUGAAUCCUAGUACUACAACAACAACUGCAACGAUCUCCAUGUCGCCCAGCACUACAGCUACUACGGCGACUUCAUCAAUGGUCCCGAGCACUACAGCAACUGCUAUAGCUUUAAUAACGCUUACAACGGCCGCAUCCGCUACGUCUUCAGUGAUAGCGACCUCCACAAGUUCUGCAAUACUUGGAACGACCACUGCAACAUCUUCCACGACACUUGCGAGUACAGCAACAACUGCAACUUCCUCAAUAAACCCGAGCACUACAACAAGCACAACUAAUUUUUCUAUGACUCAUAGUACUACAAUAACAACAAUGCCUACUAGUACUACACCUACAACUGCAACUUCCUCAAUGACCUCGAGCACUGUAGCAACAACUGCAACGUCCUUAAUAACCCCUAGUAUAACAGCAACAAUUGCUACAUCUUCAACGACUCCAGGUACUACAGUUACACCUGCAACUUCUUCAAUGACCCCAAUCACUACAGUAACAAAUGUUGCUUCCUCAAUAACCCCGAGCACAACAGUAACCACUCUUGCUUCUUUAAUGACUCCUUUUACUACAAUAUCAACAGCUUCCAUGACUCCUAGUACUCUAGCUACAACUGAUACUUCCUUGAUGACACAUAGUACUACAGCAAUGACUGGUACAUCAAUUACCGCCAUUACCUCAGCGACAACUGCAGCAGUGACACCUGGUACUACAUCAACAGCGGCUACCUCUUCAGUGACUUUUAGUACUACAGGAACAACCGCAACUUCUUCGAUGGCCCCAGGCACAACAAGCACAGUUGCUUCUUCAAUGACUCCUAUUACUACAAUAUCAACAAUUUCAAUAACCCAAAGUAUUACAGAAGCAGCUGUUAUUUCCUCAAUAAUCCCUAGCACAACAGCAACAACAGUUGCUUCUUCAACGACUCCUAGUCCUACAAUAUCAACAAAUUUAUUGUCAUCUAGCACAACAGCUACACCUACAACUUCCUCUAUGGCCAUGACUACGGCAUCAACGAUUGCAUCUUCAUUAUUGGCACCUAGCACUACAGCAACCUCUGUUACAUCUUCGAUGACCCCGAACCCUACAACAACUACUACUUUCUCAAUGACUCCUAGUACUACAGCAAUGACUGGUACAUCAAUUACCGCCAUUACCUCAGCGGCAACUGCAGCAGUGACACCUGGUACUACAUCAACAGCGGCUACCUCUUCGGUGACUUUUAGUACUACAGGAACAACCGCAACUUCUUCGAUGGCCCCAGGCACAACAAGCACAGUUGCUUCUUCAAUGACUCCUAUUACUUCAAUAUCAACAAUUUCAAUGACCCAAAGUACUACAGUAGAAGCUGCUACUUCCUCAAUGACCCCGAGCACUACAGCAACAACAAUUGAUUCUUCAAUGACUACUAGUCCUACAAUAUCAACAACUUUAAUGUCACCUACCACAACAACUACACCUGCAACUUCCUCUAUGGCCACGAGUACUACAUCAACGAUUGCAUCUUUCUCAUUGGCCCCUAGCACUACAGUGACCACUGCUACACCUUCAAUGACCCCAAACCCUACAACAACUGCUACUUCCUCAAUGACUCCUAGUACUACAACAAUGACUGGUACAUCAAUUACCGCAAGUACCUCAGCAACAACUGCAACAGUGACACCUAGUACUACGUCAACAGCAGCUACCUCCUCAGUGACGUCUAGUACUACUGAAACAACUGCUACUUCUGCGAUGACCCCGACAACAACAGCUACCGGAUUUGCUUCUUCAAUGACUCCUAGUCCUACAAUAUCAACAGUUUCAAUGUCACCUAGCACAACAAGUACACCUGCAACUUCCUCUAUGGCCAUGAGUACUGCGUCAACGAUUGCAUCUCCAUCAAUGGCAGCUAGCAGUUCAACGACCCCGAGCGCUACAACAACUACAAUAUUUGCUACUUCCUCAAUGAAUCCUAGUACAGCAACAAUGACUAGUUCAUCAAUUGCCGCCAGUACCUCAGUAACAACUGCAACAGUGACACCUAGUACUACGUCAACAGCGGCUACCUCCUCGGUGACGUCUAGUACUACAGUAGCAGCUGUUACUUCCUCAAUGACCCCGAUCACAACAGCAACAACCGUUGCUUCUUCAAUCACUACUAGUACUACAAUAUUCACAACUUUAAUGUCACCUAGUACAACAACUACAACUUCCUCUAUGGCAAUGAGUACUGCAUCAGCGAUUGCGUUUUCAUCAAUGACAGCUAGCACUACAACAACCACUGCUACAUCUUCAAUGACCCCGAACCCUUCAACAAGUACACCAACCGCAACUUCCCCAACGAACCCGAGCAGUUCUAUAACAACUGGAACUUUAGCAUUGACCCCGAGUACUACAGCAACAGUGACACCUACUACUAUAGCAACAGCUGCUAUCUCCUCAGUGACACGUAUUACUACACCAACCGCUACCUCCUCAAUUACCCUUAGUACUACCGCUUUAACGGUAACUUCCUCAAUAACCCCGAGCACUACAUCAACAGCUGCUACUUCUUCGAUUAUUUCUAGCUCUACUACAACAACCAUAAUGGCCGCGUCCGCAACAUCAUCAUUGACAGCGACCACCACAAGUUCUACAAUACAGCAAACAGCCACGGCAACGUCUUCCAUGGUACCUACAAGUACAGCAUUAAGUGAAACUUCCUCAAUGACGCCAGGCACUCUAUCUACAGUAUCAACUGUUGCUACUUCAGUGGCUCCUAGUACUACAGCUACAAGUGCAUUUUCCGCAACGACCCCAAGUACUACAACUACAAGUGCAACUUCCGGAAUAACCCCUAGUACUACAACAACAUUUGCAACUUUCGCAAUGACCGCUAGUACUACAGCAACAACUGUGAUUUCUUCAAUGGUUCCUAGUACUACAGCUACAACUUCAACUUCCGCAAUGAUCCCGAGUACUACAUCAACUGCUUCAUCAUCAAUGGCUCCAACGUCUAUGUCAACUGCUACAUCUUCAAUGACACAGAGUACUAUAACAACAACUGCAACUCUGUCAAUGAAUCCAAGUACUACAGCAACAUUUCCCACUUCUCCUAUGACACAAAGCACUACAGCAACAACUGCAACUUCCUCAAUAACCCCUAGUAUUGCAGCAACCAGUGCUACAUCUUCAAUGACCCCGAUCACUGCAGCAACAACUGCUACUCCCUCAUUUACUUCUAGUACUACAGCUACGGCUGCUUCAUUUUCAAUGACUCCUAGUACUACAGCAGCAACAGUUUCAAUGAACCCGAGCACUGCAUCAACAACUGCAACUUCCUCAAUGACUCCUAGUAUUAAUGCAACCAGUGUUACAUCCUCAAUAACCCCAAGUACUACUUUAACAGUGAUCCCGAGCACUACAACAACUGCUACUUCCUCAAUAACUCCGGGUACAACCAUAACAACAACAACUGUAACAUCCUCAAUGGCCCCGAGCACUAUAGCAACAACUGUUAGUUCCUCAAUUACCCCUAGUGCUACAGCAGCCACUGCAACAUCAUCAAUUAACCUUAGCACUACAGUGACAACAACAACAUCCUCUAUGACGCUAAGUACUGUAACAACAACAACAACUACGCCUUCCUUAAUGACGCCCAGUUCUACAGCUGUGACCUCACCAAUGAUUCCUAGUACUACAGCAACAACUGCAGCUUCCUUAAUGACAUCGAGCACUACAACUACAUUUGCUACAUCGUCAGUGACGAUGGGUAUUACAGCAACAACUGCAACUUCCUCGAUGACGCAGAGCACUACAGGAACAACUUCUAUAUCUUUCAUGUCCCCAACAUCAACUGAAAGUAUUACUGCGUCGUCCAUGACUCCGACCACAACAGAAACACCUUCUACUUCAAUUCCCACGAGCAGUACAAGAACAACGGCACCUUCGUCAAUAACACCUACUUCUACAGCCAUAACUGCUACAUCACCAAUUACGCCUAGUACUACACCAACAACUAUCACCUCCUCAAUGACUCCUAGCUUUUCAGCAACUACAACGACAGUAUCCGCUACUUCGUCAAUGACAGCAACCACCUCAAGUUCUGUUGUGGUCGAAAUCGUCGCUACUGUCACCUUCGUGGUAGCGUUUGAAACGCGAAACGGCCAGCCAUUAAACUUUACAGACGACCUCAAUAAUUCGUCUUCGGCUCGCUUCUUGGACCUCGAGAAAUUCUUCUGUGAAGGGGUUGAAGCCCUCUACCGCUCGAGAUUGUCCAGCUCUUUGAAUUCCCUCCUCACCUUCAACUGUGUGGUGAACAGCUUCUCUCCAGGCAGUGUGGUAGCGGACCUCUCAGCCGAGCUGACGGCGCCGUCGGGAACGAUUACCGAGGCAGAGGUGGAAAAUAUUACCGCACUGGAAAACACAACAGCUCCUGAUACUAUUGUGGUCAAUGGCACCAUAUUCACCGUGGGAUCUUUAAGUACAAAUGUUACGAUACCGACAACGACGCCCGCUCCAACUACAACUCCAACGACGCCUGUUGUGGUAGAGGUGGUUGCUUCCGUUACGUUCGUUUUGGCAUAUGAAACCCAGGACGGACAACCACUAAACUUCACCGACGACCUCAACAACAGAACCUCAGCUCGCUUCCUCGAACUCCAGGAUUAUUUCUGCCGAGCCGUUGAAAACGUCUCUAGAUCUCAAUUAUCGACGGACCUCAACCCGAUCAUUACCUUCAAUUGUACUGCCAUUAGCUUCGAACCGGGAAGUGUCAUCGGGAAUAUUCUGGCGCUGUUGACGGCCAUACGGGGAACAGUUACUGAUGCACAAUUGCAAAAUAUAGCUGCCCUAGAGAACAUAGCAUUCCCGACUUCAAUAGAAGUGAAUGGGACCCUCUUUGGAGUCGGGUCCUCCUACACAAUAACCGUUACAAUACCUACAACAACGCAAGCUCCAACAACUACAGUGGGUACAGCGCCCUCUGUCGACUCAUCUACUAUCUCGAUUGGAGCCAUUGUAGGCAUUGUGCUUGGUGUCCUGGCAUUUGUUAUGAUCGCUGUUAUCUUGUUCUGUACCUGUUUCAUCGCAAGCAUGAGGAGACUUCAACAGGAAAAGAUUAUUAUUGCUGGACGUCAUAAACCCAAUCUGGCAUUCUACGAUGACAAUCUGAGCUUCCUCGAAGACGAGACGCUCUACUCUGAAGACCUUUCCGGCGGCUCUUCCUUGGACGAUAGACGGUUCGUGGUAGGCCAGGCCCUACGCAGGAUGGGUGAAACGAGGUACCCGAUGUCGGAAUACUCACAGGAUACAUCGGAAGGAUUUGGAGCACAGAAUUACAUAAGACCAUAUGUCACGGACGGCAUGGAUGGGGAAGCCAUUGAAAGGAACCCACUACAUGCCUCGCACAUGUGGUAAUUGGAAUACGCAGUGCCAAAAUGCGAUUUUUAUUCCUACCAUACAUCGAGAGGGAUGUGUAAUUAUUUAUUUAUAUUGUACAUAAUGCGAUAAAUAUUAGACCAAUGAAGCUCUAUAUAAAGUGAAAAAAAAUGUAUGUCAAUAAGAGACUGAAAUUUUAUUGUACAAUAUUUUUUGUAUUCUUUAUCUAAGAAGGAUAAUAUAUAGUCAAUAUAUGUUUAGAUAGCGAUGCUCCUCUAAUAAUAAUUUAUAGUUGAUUGAUUUUCUUUCGAUGAAACUAUGAAAAAUAAAUGGAAUGUAAUGUUCUUAUAUUGAAAAAGUAUAUGUCUAUGCAAGCCUGGUAGUAAAUAUGUGUACAAUUUAGAAACAGAAUCGUUAAAUUGUAUUCUUUAUAAUCGAUGAUCAUUAUGUUCUUCUCUUAGAAAAAAAAAGCUACCCCACAUUAAAUGUAGUCUUCCACAAAGAACAAACUGAAGCUUUGUUCUUUAUCUUUCAUGAAUUUCAAUUUUAGUGAGCUUCCAGUCAUGUAAAGGACUUUGAUCUAAAAAACAUGCGUUUAUAAAUAUUUUUUUACGUUAUAUCGUAUGAUGAUUGCGAAAUACGAUUUGCAGAAGAGAAUUUUAUGUGUUAUUUCUAUUUUGAUUAUAUUCAUGUUUCAGGCAUUCCGGUUAUUCAGAAAAUGAAGCGUUUAUUAAUCAUGAAUUUAUGAAUAUGUUUUAGAUUUUUUGAUUAUCGUGAUCUAUAAAUGAUUGUAUGUUCUUAUCUAAACAACAAGUUUAUGUUCCAAAUAGGCCUAAUUGCUGCUUUUAAUGAAACAUUAUUACAGUAUUGAUCUUUGUAUAAUGAUUCAUAUUCGUGAAUUGCUCCAAUUUUAAUGAAAAUGUGGAAUCCUUUUACGAAACAAUUAGAAUUACGUUAAAGUCAAUCUACAUCGUUUAAAACGUAGGUAAGGAUGAUUUAGACUAAACCGUUGAUGUGAAAUAAUGAACUGAAGUCUAAUUUUAAAACUUAUUUAUUUAUUCUAGAGCUGAUUUUUUGUGUUUUCUUUAUGUGCUAUGCAACUAUUAUUUUCUUUUGUAACAUUAUGUUAUUAAUAAAGAUAUUUUUCUCUCCAUCGUGA